AUGAAUCCGCAAAUCAUUCACAGAGACCUCAAACCGGAUAAUGUGUUGAUUUCAAUGGACGGAGAGAUAAAGUUAUGUGACUUUGGUUUGGCUAAAGAGGUCCUAAAUUGUGAUCAGUUUCUUAUGUCUAAAGCUAAGCACACGGCAGAUGUGGGAACUGUAGACUAUAUGGCACCUGAAGCUCAGACUAAGGAUUACAAUCAUUUGAUUGAUAUCUACAGUCUAUCCCUAAUCGGGGCUCAAUUAUUUGGUUUCGAUACAUACGAUAUAAUUGAGGGAAAAAACAAGUGA
Molecule: messenger RNA, 291 nt
Organism: Oppiella nova
Lineage: Eukaryota; Metazoa; Arthropoda; Arachnida; Sarcoptiformes; Oppiidae
Source: the annotation of a GenBank genome assembly